Messenger RNA from Ilyonectria robusta, 7781 nucleotides. RefSeq names its product putative polyketide synthase. The record is from RefSeq and is a predicted model, not a curated record. Gene Ontology annotation, molecular function: oxidoreductase activity; phosphopantetheine binding; fatty acid synthase activity. NCBI's taxonomy places the organism in Eukaryota, Fungi, Ascomycota, Sordariomycetes, Hypocreales, Nectriaceae. The transcript has 8 exons. Gene Ontology annotation, biological process: fatty acid biosynthetic process; secondary metabolite biosynthetic process. The coding region runs from base 1 to 7602 and encodes 2533 amino acids.
AUGUCGACCACCUCUUCUGCUGAUGGUAAUGAUCCAACGAGCAUCCGUGGUACAUUGCCCAGCGGAGACAGUGGCAGUUCCUCACCUUGCCAUGGAUCUUCGCGACCCAUCGAGCCUAUUGCUAUUAUAGGCAUGAGCUGUCGUCUACCGGGCAGUGCUAGUGAUCUCACUGGCUUCUGGGAAAUGCUUCGCAACGGGCGAACCGCUUGGACACCGGGUCCAGGAAGCCACUUCAACAUGAAGGCAUUUCAAGAUGCAUCCGGAGAAACUGCCGACAGUACCAAUGUUCUGGGAGCACAUUUUCUCAAAGGAGAUGUUCGCGCAUUUGAUGCAUCUUUCUUUGGCCUCAACGCAUUGGAAGCUUCAGCCAUGGACCCGCAGCACAGGCUUCUGCUAGAGAUUGCAUACGAGGCAUUUGAGAAUGCUGGAAUCACCAUAGAUUCGCUAUGGGGGUCGAAAACUGGUGUCUACGUUGGCCAAUGGACUACUGACUACCACGAGGUUGCUACACGGGACGUCCUUUACCCUCCAAAGUAUCUGGUGACCGGGACUGGCCCAGCCAUUUCUUCUAACCGUAUCUCCUACUUCUUCAAUUUGCAUGGUCCGAGUUUCACUCUCGACACCGGGUGCUCGUCAAGCUUGGUAGCACUUCAUCAAGCCAUCCACAGUCUGCGGAGUGGCGAAGCAUCGCAAUGUUUUGUCGGCGGCGUCAACUUGCUUCUUGACCCCCAGCGCUUUGUGUAUCAGAGUAAGCUGUCUAUGUUUUCUACCGAGGGACGGUGCUUCUCCUUCGACGCCCGUGCAAACGGCUACGGACGCGGCGAGGGUUGCACUGGCGUGGUGCUGAAACCUCUAUCAGCGGCUUUGAGGGAUAAUGACCACAUCCGAGCCGUGAUUCGCAACUCUUCGGUUACGCAAGACGGGCGAACACCAGGUCUGACGGUUCCCAGCGCUGCUGCUCAGAUUGAGGCAAUUGAGAGGGCUUAUAGACAAGCUUCAAUGGUUCCGAAGGCUGACUAUGUCGAGGCGCAUGGCACCGGAACCAAGGUCGGUGAUCCUAUCGAAGUCAGCGCAAUUGCUGCUGCGUUCCAGCAACACAACAAAUCCGCCGGACCGUUGCCAAUUGGCUCCGUGAAGGGGAACAUUGGCCACACGGAAGCCGCUGCUGGUCUCGCAGGCUUGAUCAAAUCCGUUCUCAUGCUUGAGAAAGGAAUGAUACCACCGCAAGCGAAUUACAAAAUUACGAACCCGGCAAUUUUACUCGAUGAGUGGAAUAUGAGAAUCCCGACCAGGUUAGAAGAGAAAAGACUUCGCAGAAUUUCAGUCAACAGCUUCGGAUAUGGUGGAACAAAUGCCCACGUCAUCGUGGAUGAAGCCACAAGCAUGCUGUCGACCUGGUUGUUAUCCUCCCCGUCUUUAGACCAAAGACUAUCCCCUGUGGAUUGCAAGGAAACUCAACGCGUCUUCUUCCUGAGCGCGGCAAGUGAGAAAUCUCUUCAGACGAUGUGCAAGGGGUUGAGUCGAUACCUGAUUGCACACCGUCGAGGAGGAAACGAGAACCUGUUACUCCCCCGCCUGGCUCACACCUUGGGAAAACAAAGCGUUCAUCCUUACCGAAUGUCACUGGUUGCGUCGAACAUCCAAGACUUGCUCCAGCAGUUGGUUGUCUCCGAAUCAUCUUCGAUCCCCAAAUGUCAGAACAAAGGCGAGCCACGCAUUGGUUUUGUUUUCAGCGGACAAGGAGCCCAAUAUGCCGAGAUGGGUCGUCAUCUCCUCAUUUACCCAAGAUUUCGGCAAUCAAUGGAACAAGCGCGAGAGCAUCUUGGUCGCCUUGGCUGUUCAUGGGAUCUCCUGGAAGAACUCAGCCGGUCCGGAGAGGCAUCUCGCAUCGAUGAGCCCGCUAUUUCUCAGCCGUCGUGUACCGCUAUUCAACUCGCCUUAGUUGAUCUCUUGGCUGAAUUUGGUAUCUCGCCAUGUGCCGUUGUCGGACACUCCAGUGGAGAAAUAGCAGCCACUUACGCUGUUGGUGCUGUCUCGUUUGAUGAUGCCAUGGCCAUCUCGUACUUCCGUGGCAAGGUCACCAGCGAGCUGCUUGCAGGCGAAUCGCAUCGACUAGGCGCUAUGCUUGCGGUUGGCAUUGCUCCAGAGAUUGUUGAAGAGCAUAUCGCCAGGACGACAGCAGAGCACGGGAAAAUGAGAAUAGCUUGCUUCAACAGUCCUCGCAGUGUCACUGUUUCUGGGGAUGCAACUGCCGUCGACGAAUUGAAGAAUGCCCUUGAUUCAAAUGGCUAUUUCAACCGCAAACUGAAGACAAAUGGGGCUGCCUACCAUUCACAUCACAUGGAGGCGAUAGAAAAGUCAUACGCCGAGUUGUUGGGAAAUCUGCAACCAAUGUCGCAAGAGGCGAAGAGUCGCUUUUUCAGCACAGUCACUGGCAAAGAGUUUUCCGACCUGAGUAAAAUAUCUACAAGCUAUUGGACCAAGAAUCUCUUGAGUCCGGUACUAUUCACACAAGCUUUGUCUCAAGUGAUCGAGCAGACAUUCGACGGUCAGAAGCUCGAUGUUGUUCUUGAACUUGGUCCCCAUUCACAGAUGGGCGGGCCAGUCAAACAAAUCCUCAAGGAAGGUCCCAAGGACCACAGCCAGAUCAAGUAUAUGAGUUGUUUGACAAGAGGGAAGAAUGCUGAGGUGGCACUACUCGAGACGUUGUCGCAGUUAUGCAUCCAAGGUCGCUUAAUCCCGCUUCAUCAGCUCAACAGAUAUGAGGCCCACUCUCCACCGAGCCUAUUGGUGGACCUUCCUCCAUACCCAUUUGAUCAUGCAAGAACAUUCUGGCAUGAAUCAAGAGUGUCCAAGAAUUACAAAAAUCGCAAAUAUCUGCCACAUGAGCUUUUGGGUGCACUUUCACCAGAGGGGAAUCACUUGGAACCACGUUGGCGCCACUUCUUGUCUCUAAAGCAGAGCCCGUGGCUCAAAAAUCACAUCGUACAGGGACAAAUCGUGUUUCCUGCUGCCGGCUACCUCACCAUGGCAAUACAGGCCAUACAACAACACACCCAAGCGAUGAAACCUACAGCUCAAGUCGAGAGUGUUGUUCUGCGAAAUGUCAACAUCGGAAAGGCACUCCUUCUCCACGAGGAUGGCCCCAACGUGGAGAUUGGGCUAUCACUUCGCCCGCAAUCAACGUCAGCUCGAGACUCAUCUCCUAUCUGGAGCGAGUUCCGAGUCUUCUCAACAUCACCUGAAGACAAGUGGACAGAGCAUUGCAGAGGCCUAGUCCGAGCCAUCACUGAAAAAGAAGAGGGUCAUGACGUGAUUCUCCCAUUUCGAAGCAUUCAAGACGCAGGCGCCACAUGCUCUCGCCGGGUCACUCCAAGCAAAUUCUACCACCUCAGUCGGCAGGUGGGUAUUGAUUGGCAGCAGCCCUUUGACAACUUGUCUGACAUAAGAACUGGCAACGGUGCGUCGAUGGCUACUGCAUGCGCAACUAUGUGUCCUACCAAGAGUGGUGCAGGGGACUCUCUCCACGCCUCUUUGCUGGAUUCCACCUUAUUCCAAGGUUACUUCGCAUACCUUCUCCUCGAAACUGGUCUUGGUUCGCCGGCUGUCCCAACUUUCAUAAAGGAGAUGCGAGUUGUCAAUAAGCCUGUGGCAUCCGGCACAGAGCUGGUCAGCACUGCAGUCAGCAACCCAGAGGAUCGAUACACAUAUGACAUCGUCAUUCAAGACUCUGGCCUUCUUGAAGAUGCUUUGAUUCAAGCCCAAGGAGUAAGCGUCACGAAAUUGCCAGGGGACGCUCCCAGGAGCUUUGAAGAUGUUUGCUUCGCAGUUGAUUGGGUUCCCUACGUGGACAGCUGGCAACCGGAGAGUCGAGACAGAUUCUGCCAGACAAGAGCAUCGCCUGUGACACCUUUGAGAUCGAGUCAAUACUUGGAUGGUAUUGCGGUGCGGUAUAUACAGGAAGCACUGUCAACAGUGAAGUUGGCCGAGAUUCCGGAUACGUACAAACCCAUUGUCCGCCGCUUGCAAACCUGGGCACAGAGCUCAGCAUCAAGCCCAUCGCCUUUAUCCAAGAAUCCGGAAGUCGUGGAUGCCACCGACCUCGAAAGCAUUUUGGUCAAGAUUGGUCCUCAUUUGGCAGAUAUCCUUGCAGAAAAGGUUUCUCUGCUGUCGUUGAUUACUGCAGAGGACUUCGCUCAAGUGUACAACUCAGAUGAAUCCAAGCAGUGUAUCCACCACAUAGCGGAAUAUUGCCACGCGCUCGGCAGCCUGACACCUCGGUUGAAAGCGCUCAUGGUUGGCCCAGCCAUCACGGCUGGCGCAAGACCUAUUGUGAAUGCAUUCAAUGGAAGAGAGGGCCGCUAUCUCAGCAAAUGCGACCUGGCCGGCAUAUCUCCAGGCUGCUUUGAGACUGUCAAGGAGGAGCUUGGUAAUCUCGAGGAUGUGCUGGAGCUUCGAGAUUGGGAUCUUGGCAUGACCGAACAAGGACUUGAAACAGCCAGUUAUGACCUAAUCAUUGCUUCUCACGCCGUCAAGAGCGUUGAGAGUAUCGACUCGGUCCUUUCUGAACUCAAGGGACUGCUGAAGCCAGGUGCAAAGCUCAUCCUCAUCGCUGUCACGCGAGAGACGCUACACUACGACCUUCUGUGUGGUUUGUUCGAAGCCCAGAUGUUCAAGCAAGAAAAAGGUCAGGAAUUUCAGAUGCUGUCUCCAGUCAUUCCGCGCGAGCUUUGGUUGGUCAAACUGAAGGAGGCAGGGUUCUUUGACCCAAACGUCUGUUUUGAGAGCGAAGUCGCAGACGAACAGAGUGCAUUGAGCGUCUUCAUGGCAGAGGUGCCCUGGAAUUCCGUGCCAGAUGUCGUACCACGGAUGGACUUUGUUACGACCGAUCGCGAUCCUUCGGAAGUUAUGGCGAUUAACCACCGCCUGAGCCCGAUCAUGGCUGCUCUUCCAGAGUUGCAGGUGUCAGUACACUCGGUGACCGAGCCUUCUUCCGGACACAACAUGGCAAUCAUCCUGCCAGACGUGGCUCGAAAAAUGUGUUUCAACCCCGAGACGUCAUGCUGGCUGAGCUUCAAGAACUGGCUGUUGAAAGCUCGCAUUGUGUUAUUCGUCAGUAACAAUAGCACUACGAAGGGGCAUGACAACGCACACAGAGCCAUUUGGACUGGGCUCGCCCGAUCCAUCCGUCAGGAGUUCCCUCAUAUCCGAUUUCUUACAAUGGAUUUUGAAGACGGAGACAUUUUUACAAAGCUCUCUGAAUACUUGCCUCGUCUGAUGGAGCGUACCCCAGUCUUUGACUUUACGCGGCCUGCAUACGAAACAGAAAAUGAGUUCAUUGAGGUUGAUGGCCAACUCCACGUUUCAAGAGUGAAGCCCUCACAGGCGGUCACUGAUUACAUUUGCAGAAUGCAUCAGACGUCAGCUACCACCAUGACUCCCUUCCUAGACCGCGGCCGAACUCUCACAGCCGAGCUGGGAAUUCCUGGCUUACUUGAGACAAUUCGAUGGAAGGAUGACUUGGAAGGGUCGACACUUGGUGACGAUGAGCUACGAUUGGAGCUUCGCGCCGCCAGUAUUAAUUUCAAAGAUGUUCUCAUAGCUGCGGGCCAGCUUCCAGGAAUUACCAGCAUGCGCAACGACUGCAGCGGCGUCGUCGUCGAGGUUGGCGCCAACAUGCGGCACCGGUUCAAAGCUGGCGAUCGGGUAUUAGCCCUCUAUUCACGAUCAUACACAAACUAUCCUGUCGUUCAUGGAGACUGCUGCGAGACUAUUCCCGAAGGUCUGUCGUUUGACGAGGCCGCCAGCGUCCCUAUUGUAUGGGCAACGGUGUACUACUCUCUUAUUGACAUGGGCCGCCUGACUAAGGGUGAUAAGAUUCUCAUUCACUCCGCAGCCGGCGCCGUGGGCCAGGCUGCCAUCAUGUUGGCUCAGCAUAUCGGGGCUGAGAUCUUUGCUACUGUCGGUAGCCAGAGUAAGCGAGAGCUUCUCCAUGACGGCUUCGGAAUCCCCCACGAUCAUAUCUUCUCAAGCCGUACUACGGCCUUUUACGGAAGAAUCAAGGAUAUGACAGGUGACCACGGCGUCGAUGUGGUUCUAAACUCUCUGUCUGGGGAGAUGUUUCGUCAUUCUUGCAAUUUGAUGGCUCCUUUUGGACGAUUUGUCGAAAUUGGAAGAAAGGAGCUUAUGGAUGAUGCACUAAUGCCUAUGGGCUUUCUUCUCAAGAACAUUACAUUCAACUAUGUUGACAUGGCGCAAAUCAUCGAUAUUAAUAAGUCGCUGGCCAGGCGCAUCCUUCAUGAUGCAGUGGCUCUUCUGGCCAAGGGGUCCAUUGGUCCGGUGCGGCUGACAUCAAUGCCCAUGUCUGAUAUCGAGGCCGCAUUUCGUCUUAUUCAGGCCGGUAAGCAUCAUGGAAAGAUCAUCCUGAGUGUCGAAGCAAAUCAAGAAGUCAUGGCCAUUCCACCUGCUCCAGAAGUCGCAAAAUUCCAACCAGAUGCCACGUACGCAGUCAUCGGUGGGUUUGGUGGUAUUGGACGCGCCGCAAUCGAAUGGAUGGCAGACAAUGGCGCCAAACACAUUGUCUCACUCACUCGCUCAGGCGCCAAGAGCCAGCAGAAUCUCGACUUCGUUGAACAGAUCAAGUCCAAAGGGGUCAAUCUUGUCGCUGAGAAGUGUGAUGUGACUUUAGAAGCUGAAGUUGCUCUCAUCGCACGUCGCUUCAAGGAGGAAGACGGUCUGUAUCCAAUUCGCGGCGUCAUCCAGUCUUCCGUGGUUUUUGAGGAUGGGUUAUUUGAGCAAAUGUCUGCCGAGAGGUGGUGGAACGUACUUGGCCCUAAGGUUCAAGGCACCAAAAACUUGGACAAUUGCUUCCGGGAGGAUGUAGAUUUCUUCAUCGUGAUGUCGUCCAUCAUCAGCAUCUCUGGAAAUGACGGGCAGGCCAACUACGCAGCAGCAUGCUGCUUCCAAGACGAACUUGUGCGUCAGCGUGUGGCUUCUGGGCUCCAUGCCUUCUCCAUGAAUAUUGGCCCAGUUAGCAAUGUCGGUUGGUUGAGCGAGAGACCAGACGUGGCCAAAGAGGUUCAACGUCGCGGAUUCGGGGCUAUAUCCAUCUCCCAGGUGCUCUCCAUGCUGAACUACGCCAUCCUACACAAGUCGGACAGGAAUGGUCCAAGCAGCAGCGUGUGUGCGAUAUCUCCACCGCCGUACUCGGAGGACUCGAAUGAACAGGCCAAAAGACGAGAGACGAGGUUCGCCCACGUCGUCAAGAUACGAAAUGAGUCGCAUACUGCUAGGGCGGCGGACACAAACGAUACUCUGGCGCAGCUUGAUAACGCAGCCACGUUUGAAGUUGCGGUCGACGUUAUUUCCGGGGCCCUACUUCAGCAGCUUGCAAAAUUGAUUGCCACACCUAAGGACAUGCUGAGCGCCGACAACAGUCUGGAUCAUUAUGGCGUGGAUUCUUUGAUCGCGGUGGAGAUGAGGAACUGGAUCGUGGCCUAUCUUCGCACUGAUUUGCCUCUUAUGGUACUUAGAGGGACAGGUAGUAUUCGUGACUUGGCAAAGCUGAUCGGUAAGGAGUCGCCAUUAGUGGGCUUACAUUGAAACUGGCCUUGAGGUAUUACUUUGUUUUGCUAUCAAUUCGCCUUGGGAAACCUGGACCCGCCAUCCCCCAUGAAUGAACAAGGAUGAUCGAUACCGCUCAGGGUAACGUCGAAUCAGAUAGGUCAGUAACGAAUUCUACAAUUCGGGCCAAAAAUAUUAGCAAUUGAUCAUAUCUUAAG